This is a messenger RNA of Chara braunii, 2178 nucleotides long. The record is from the annotation of a GenBank genome assembly. NCBI's taxonomy places the organism in Eukaryota, Viridiplantae, Streptophyta, Charophyceae, Charales, Characeae.
UCACGUUCGAUGUCGCAGGCAAUGUCGCCAGCCAGGCCAGAGGCUGCAGAGAACCUUCAAGUCGAUCAGAGCACCCUCGACCGCAUCCAACCUCAAGCGGGCACACAGCAGCUCAAUGGAUAGGCUCAAGAUUGCAUCCUGGAACAUUCAGGGACUGGGGGACACAGGGGGCAGGCAGAAGCGCAGACGAGUUAAGAGUUGGGUUAAUGAAUGGAGAAUCAACUGCCUGCUCAUUCAAGAAUCCAAAUUGGAUGAAGAGAAAUUGUUGGAACUGGGGAGCUGGUGGGAUGGCCCCCAGGUCUGGGCCCCUGCACGGGGCACCAGAGGGGGCGUAGGCAUAUUGCUACACAGGGACCUCCAGCUGAAGCUCAUCGAUUCGGAAAGUGACAUAUGGGGUAGAUGGGCUUGGGCUAGGUUGGAGUCAGGGGGAGAGGAGUGGGCAAUCAUGACGGCUUACGCGCCGACGGAGGCAGGUGAUCGAGCCAGAUUUUAUGCCAGCCUGAUGUCGCAUAUCCCAAGGAUUGAGAAUCUGAUCAUAGUUGGAGACUGGAACCUGUCUUUGGAUGAAGCUCUGAAACCAGACUCAACUAUAGCAAGUAGGAAAGAUGUGCAGACCCUCUUGGAGCUAGCCGCAGAGUUGGAAUUGGUUGAUCCCUUCAGAGCCCUGAAUCCAGAGGAUCCAGGUUACACCUGGACAUCUCAUAUUCAGCGCCAAAGGGGAUCAGUGACCAGACGAAGGUUAGACUAUUACCUAGUUGCUGAAUCAGUCUUGGAAAAGGUCACAGCAGUAAAGGAGCUGUGCAAUCCGCUGUCGGAUCACAAACCAGUAAUUGCAGAUGUUAAACUAAGGAUCAGCGCAGAGCGGGGAAAAGACUUUCUUAGACUCAACUCCCAAAACCUGGAAGAUCCAGGCUUGGUGCAAUGGGUAGCACAGCACAUGAGGGAUUGGGAGGAGGCCAAAGACCUAUUCCAGUCAACAGAGGACUGGCUGGACGGGGGCAUUGCAAUUACGUCCAGCAUGCUUAAUGUGUGCUCAAGGAUUCUUGCCAGGACACGAAAUCAGAGGGAAGCGGAGUGCAAACAGAGGGUGGAAGAAGCAGAGGAAAGAAUGGAGGGGCAUCCGAUCUCGGCCUUGACAUGGGCAGUAGAAAGGGAGAAGAGAUUAGCAGAGUGGGAGGAGCUACAAUCAGGGAAGGAGCGAAGAUGGACAAAGAUUUUGAAAGAAAAGGGCAUCGAGGUCAAUGAUAAGAUGAACAAGGAGACCUUCCAAAAACUUCUCCCUCGACGCUCAAUGCAGCAGAUGGUGGAACUCAAACACCCAUUUGAGGAAGCAGCUCCCACAGCAUCUACAGCGGCAGGCAUGUUGGACUAUGCCAGACUGUACUACGAGGACAUCCUCACUACCCGCCGACCACAAGACAACGUGCACAACGAUUUGACGGAGUUCUCAGACCUGUGGGAAGAGACUUACGUGAAAAUUCCUCCGUCAGCCAAGUUGGACCUGGACAGGCCCCUCACCUUGGGAGAGACCACACAGACUCUGAAAUCUAUGGCGAGAGGCAAGGCACCCGGCAUUGAUGGCCUGACAGUUGAGUUCUAUUCCAAAUGCUGGAGGGUGUUGGGGCCACCACUGGUAGAACUAUACAAUGAGGUGCUGGUGGGGGGCAGGUUAGGCAAGAGGAUGACACAUGGGGUAAUCUCGGUGCUUUUCAAGAAAGGGGACAAGGCAGAGGUGAGGAAUUGGCGCCCUAUCUCCUUGCUAAAUGUCUCAUACAAGAUUCUGGUUAAGACACUAGCAAGGAGACUAGGACGGUACCUACCCAGCCUAGUGGAGAGAGACCAAGGCGCCUUCGUCCAAGGGCGGUCCAUCUUCAAUAACAUCGCAACCGCCAUCGAGGUCCUAGAAGUUGUGCAAUCAGAGAACUUAGACACAGCGGUGCUGCUGAUUGACUUUGAGAAGGCGUACGACAAAGUGGGCUGGACUUUCGUCUUGACAACUUUGAAGCACAUGGGCUUUGGAGAAGGGUUCUGCAAAAGGGAACACAUUUCCGACAAAUGGCGCACUGGCGACCUUCGGACUCGCCUGGAUGAAGAAGGGGGUGUCAAGGGUAAGAGACCUGUGGUCUCCCCUGCUCGGUAACAGGAUACCGCUGGCGGAAAUCAAAACCCAAUUGCAGG